UGUCUGCGCCCACUUGCACGUGCAACGAGAUAUACAUGUACUGUACAUGUACAUAUGCAAUAUACGUGCAACCAGAGUCUAGCUAGGGCUGCAUCCGAAUCUCUGUUUAGAGCUAGGUCUUCGCUCCAUUGGAAAUGCGUGGAGACGCGUAGACAGUAGACCUAGCCUUAGCUCUGGAAGCCCGUUUCGGACACUGCCUAGGCCUGUUUUUUUCUCAUCUUGGUCUAUGGACGGUGCGGCAAUUCUGACCGUGAUCUGAUGAUAUAGGCCUAACUUGUUGAAUUGCGUGCGAAUCGUAGAUUGGUCCGUUUGAAUUUAAACACAAAUUGUGUGAUUGAUAAGUUUUCAAGAAAACAUGGAUUGGGAAUGAAGUUCAACUGCUUUAUAUUGAUAUGAAUGAGUUUUCCUUUGUGUCCUUCUUCCAUGGUCAUUGUGAUCACGCUGAAACUGCAUUGAACUCAAGCUGAACUUGCUGAGAGUGAAAUACUGUUAAACACAUGCUACUCAGCAUGGAGUUGCCAUCGCUGCAAACAAACUUGGAGAUUCUUCUACUGGAAACUGGUCACAGUCAAUUUCAAACAAAAUCCAGCAUAGCUGAAAUCAUUGGUGAUGGGAGUCUGCGUGACUGUUCAAGUUCUCUCUUUAAGGGAGACUUUGAGCAGGUGCUGUUGGGAGGUGUUGCCGUGGCAAUACUGGGUUCAGAGGAGGAUAAUCUUGGAGAUGCUUUAGACUUUACAGAGUUCAUCCAAAGAAGGGUCAAGUUAUACCUUCAGAAAAGUGAGCCAGAAGAACUCACUUUUAGGGAAUUGUGUGUGAUGUAUGUCGGUGUUGCCAGCUUGCAGCUGUUCAUUCAAAGCAAUUGGACAGGGCCACCAUGCCGCAUCACCCCUGCAGAUGUCUUACCCAAGAGCCUCUGCCAAGAGACAAAUGUCACAGAAUUUCGUGAAUUUGCAACGUCAACUCUCAGUCCUGAUGACUCAUCCAUUUACCGAUUGGUCACCCAUCCUGAGUUUCUGCUGAUGGCACAUUGCAUUCUGGUGAACUGUAACGCCAUUCUUUCAAGUUGUUUGACAGCUGAUUGGUGGACUUUGCGUUGCCUGUGGAUACAGCAACAAGUUCUGGAUGAGCGAUCGCCGCUCAUCCACAAGGAGGUUCACGAAUUAAUGGACACGAUAAACCAAAAUGAGGUUCUUAUGUCCAGGGAAAAGUGCAUUGACCUCCCCCUCAUCUUUCACCUGGAGUGCUGUCACAUUUGUCAGUAUUACUAUGAAUUCACCAAAGCCAGGGAACACCUCCACACUGCUAAGAAGACCGCGGGACUUGAAGCCAGUCUAUCAGGUGCUCUGGGAAAGAGAACACGCUUCCAAGAGACAGACAAAGCACAACUAUUCCUAAGGGUUCAACAUCAGGAAGACUGGGAGGAAUCUGCGGCUUCAUCAAGAGAAGAAGACCGUGCAGUGAAAGGUCUUCCAAAGGAUCUCAACCUUGACGAUGAUACACUUCUGGAUACUGUCAAAUUCAAGGACUCAGAUGUGGACCAAAUCCCGCGGUUGACUAGUGCUGAGCAAGCCUUGAUACUCGCUCUAUGUACUGAACACAAGCGAAGCAGACCCAAAGAAGAGCUGUUGUGGGAGGAAUUGAAGGCUUAUAUUGUGGUUGCACUAACUCGGCCUAAGGUGUGGUCAGUGCAAGCCCUAGCCCUGAUGACUAGAUGCCAAUUGGAGAAAGAUCAUGGAAGGACGGUGGAAAGAGCCAUGAUGCAGAUGCAGUUACUGGUGGACCAGUUUAAGGAGUCAGAGUGCCCCGUGAUUAACAGGUUGGAGUUACUGCACGCUGUGUGCCUUCCACCCAAAUGGACAAUGGAGGGUGAGCUGGCUAGCCUGUUAAUGAGUCUUGGUGUAGUGACUGCUGCCUUAGAAGUCUAUGUCAGGCUAGAAAUGUGGGAGGAUGUCAUUAAGUGCUACCGGCUAUUAGAAAAACCAGACAAGGCCGUGAAGGUGAUCCGUGAUCAGCUGGCCAUCAAGGAAACGCCAACACUCUGGUGCCUGCUGGGGGAUUUCAAGAAGGACAAGCAGUAUUACGAGAAGGCCUGGGAGGUGUCUGGCCAGCGGAAUGCCAGGGCCAUGCGAUCGUUGGGCCUGCAGUACCUUGAAGAAGAAAAUUGGGAGAAGAGCAUCGAGUGCCUGGAGAUCUCACUGCAGAAAAACCCUGUUCAGUACCAUGCCUGGUUUUGGCUAGGCUACUCAGCUACCAAGGCAAACAAUCAUGAAACAGCUGCCAAAGCCUACAGGAAAUGUGUCACCUUGGAAAGCGAUAAUGGUAAAGCAUGGAAUAACUUGUCAUCGGCUUACAUCAAUCUCAAGCAAAAACCUAGAGCUUUCAAGACUCUCCAGGAAGCCAUUAGAUGCCUCUACGAGAACUGGAAGAUUUGGGAGAAUUAUAUGGUGGUGAGCGUUGAUAUUGGGGAGUUUGGUGAAGCAAUCAAAGCUUUCCACAGGCUGAUGGAUUUAAGGGAGAAGUACCUGGAUGAAGAUGUGCUAGGAAUCCUGGUAAAUGCGGUUAUCAGGGACAUUGUUGAUGCUGAUGGAAAUCGAGCCGGUAUUUUAAAGGGAAGAUUAGUGGAGCUUUUUGGCAGGCUGACAUCCCAAGUGACUACUAAUGCCAGGGUGUGGAAACUCUACGCCAAACUUCACGGGAAUGCCAGGACAGACAGUGCAGAACAUAAUGACAGGGCAUUACAAUGUCUACAGAAGGCCCAUCGUCUACAGACACAGAGGGGAGACUGGAGCAGUGAGAUACAGUCGUGUAGAGACAUCCUAGAACAGUCUGUAGAGCUGGCCCAGGCCUACCAACACUGCAGCAGCAACAAGACCAACUCAGCUGAGGCCAUCCAAUUAUUGUCCUCAGCCAAACUAAUGCUGAAAUCAGUCAUCAGUAAAACUAAGCAACAGUAUCCAGAGGAUUCGCCAAUCAGGAAUGACCUUGCUGAACCCUUGGAAACAGCAGAGACCGAACAACAGAGGGUAGUCGAUAUGAUUGCACAAAGAAAGGAAUAGACAGUACUUGCAAAAGUUGCAGUCAAGUACUUCACAAGUACUUCACAGGUUCUUUGCUUUCUAGUAAUCACAGGAACUAUGAUAAGAAUGUAAACUGCAAGCAGGAAUGUCUUUGACUUAUGCAUGGUGGACUUGUUCAAGGCUAGCAUGGAUAUGAUUGGCAUUGUUGUAGUCGAGACCACUUAAGACUUUCACAAGACCACACAAGACCCCCAGUCUGAAUUCAAGUCACAAGCUAUUCAAAAGAACUGCAACAAAAGCAUUCCUUUGUCAUUGUUCACCCAGUUACCUGUGACUUGUCUUAAUGCAUGGUCUUGUGUCUGGUCUUGUGAUGGUCUCGACUACAACACUGGUGAUUGGGGCACUCAAUGAAGACUUCAAGUAAUAGUGAAGACAUGUGGAGUACUUAUCAAGUACUUGACCUGAAGACAGACAUUGAGUGUAUUCAAGCAUAUGAUACUUAUGAGAGCGGAGCAUGAUAUGCCUGAAAGUGUAGGUACAGCAAGGAUUGAAACACUACUUGGGACAAACAAAAGAUCUGGAAUGUCUUGAUCUGUCUAGGACCUCACCAAUAAGGAUUCCUAACUUUUUAAAGGAAAUUUUUCAAGAAAACAUUAUUAAGCUCACUUUUCGUAUGUGCUGGGAUAGCUUUAUUUCCAGCCCCAAUUCUAGAGUCUAGUUCUGGAGUCUAGUGGUGAUUUAUUUCAAUUUUUUUAUAACGUAACCAGAUUGCAUACUUUUUGUUAAAUUUUCUUCUUGUUAGUCCAAGACUAAAAUUUGUAAGGGUCCAUUUAAUAACAUUAACCAGCAAAAGAGACUGGGACUAUUUUAAAAUUUUUGAGGGGUAUACAUGGCUUGUUGGUAGUAUACUUAUCUCUGUAUACCAUAAAUGAUUAAAACUGAGGGCAUUGUAUUUAUCAAUUUUAAUGGCAGAUAAGCACUACAAACAACUCUUCAUUAAACACGAAAUUCACAAAUACAGUAGUUGUGAAAAGUAUUUAUUAAAUGGUGAAAUAGAAUUAUACGUAGCUACAUCUGUUAUAACGAUAAUCAUCCAUAUACAUGUAAAUAUCAGAAUUGCUACUUUGCAUAAUCCAUUGUUUCUGAUUACAAGAAAAUGAACCAUGCAGGUGAGUUAUGUAUAGAGUAUAAAGUCCGUUAACAUCAGCUUUAGUAAUAUCGCAAGCGGCAGGCAUGACAUGAACAAAGUUUCACAGAUACUUUCACAAACAUACUUAAAUUUACAUUUAAAUAGGAUGAACAGCCCAAUUUCCAUAAGUAAAAACACAGAGAAAUUAACACAUUUAUGACGAACUAGAAAAUUAAAAUGGCACCCACAAAACAAUAACUGAUUUCUGCCACAGAGAGUGAAUUGAUUAGAAGUAGAAUUCACCAUUCUGCCAUAAUUGCCGAGCAGACACAGGGCUUGACAAACGAAACAGAAAUUUUGUUUACAUUUUUUCAUCCUUUUUCAAUGGAAUACCUUGUAUCAGAGAUCUUAAUGCUUAAAAACAUUUGGGAGGGGGUUACAUAGCCUUGCAUUUUCAUGUGGAAAGUCGGCAGUAAGUUCUACACAAAGACAGUUUCUAUUCCUCUAAUGCAUUUGCAUCUAACUACAAAAAUGACUACUGCUAUGAGCGAAUAAGCUUAUGUAAGAAAAUGUUAUAAAACUGGAUUUUGUCUUUGCUAUUUGGUGAACUCCUCAGAGCUAAUCCCCUCAAUAUGGAUGAAUUUUUCAGGGUUCUGGAAGUUCAUGCCAAGUCAAACUUUAAUUGAACCUCAAAUAAUCGCUUCCUAAAGUCUAUCACUGACGGAAGUGCUUGUAUUUGGGAGCACUAUGAAGCUGAUAAAUAUUGGCUCAGGAUCACGAAUAGUGUGCAUAUCAACAUGCAUUGGGUUCAGUGGGCAAACAGGAAGCUUCUAACAAGUUUCAUUCUUCUCAUCUCAGAAUAAUGAAACCAAACUCCAGCAGUGAUGUCUGCAAACAGGUGCUUCCCUAUCCCUUAAUUACAAGCUCACAUGAUGCUACAACUUGGAAAUGCCAAUCACAUCAUGUAUACUCAUCAACUGGAACAGUAAAAAGUAAUCCAGUAUUUUAUUUACCGUGACACUUUCUUGCUAUUCACUUUUAACACACUAAUGUUUAGAGUUUCCUUUAAAGCCUUAGUCAAAUCUGAACAUACCUGCAUUAUGCAGCAACAAAUGUAAGCUGAUUCAAGUGGUCCCUUAAUCAUGCUGCAUUAGUGUUAAACACUACUCUGUGUAGGUCAUGAUCAGUGAACAAAAUAACAAUGGUCACUGCUUCAUUAAGAACACUGCUUUAAUAGCUUCAAUUUGAGGUGAAGGAAAAAUCUCUCUUUGCUUUACAAAGUGGUUCUCUGCCAGUUUACAAUACACAUAUAAACCUUUUUAAGUCCAUUGUUAAUUAUGUCAAGCCAGGCUUAUACACUUCUUUCGAAGACAUGUCCCAGGGGAAAGGGAGCCUUUUCAAAAAGCUAUCAUAAGCAUUUCGUUUGAUUUUUGAACAGAAGAACGCCAACUGAGAUAAUCUUGCUGUCUACUAUUUGUUGAAAUGGGAAACUUUGAGAUGCUUGGCGGCUGUGAACAUACUGGUCCUACAUGUCUGGUCCACUAGUGUUUGCAUCAAGCUUGAGCUAACGAGGGCAUUCUCAAAAUGAUGCAAACAAUAGUGGUCUGGUCGCGUGGAACCGGUAUGCUUGCUGCACCCAAGCGUCUCAAAAGUCUUCCAUUUGCAUGGAGCUUACUUCUGCUUUCCACCCUAUGCCC
Molecule: messenger RNA, 5843 nt
Organism: Acanthaster planci (crown-of-thorns starfish)
Lineage: Eukaryota; Metazoa; Echinodermata; Asteroidea; Valvatida; Acanthasteridae
Gene: ttc27
Product: tetratricopeptide repeat domain 27
Molecular function (GO): protein binding
Source: RefSeq, a predicted model, not a curated record